Molecule: messenger RNA, 2796 nt
Organism: Notolabrus celidotus (New Zealand spotty)
Lineage: Eukaryota; Metazoa; Chordata; Actinopteri; Labriformes; Labridae
Gene: emilin3a
Product: elastin microfibril interfacer 3a
Exons: 4
Coding region: 1-2796 (931 amino acids)
Cellular component (GO): extracellular matrix
Molecular function (GO): protein binding
Source: RefSeq, a predicted model, not a curated record
AUGCAUUUUGCAAUGGCAAUGAGUCCUGUUUUGCUUCUUACUCUAUUUCUGUCAGUAGCCGAAACAAAAUUCUACAGACCGUUCCAGUAUAACCAGUAUAAAGGUGGACUCAAUCCACACUAUGACCAAGGGAAACCCACCAGCAGACACAAGAAUCACUGUGCCUAUGUUGUUGAAAAGACAGUGUCCUUCACUGUGCAGGAUGGGGCAGCACCUUACGUGAAAGCUGAGUACAACAAGUGUACCUGGGGUCAAAAAUGCCCAACUCUUCUGUAUCGUCUGAUGUACAAACCAUUCUACAAGGUGGCACAUAAAACUGUCACCGAACUGGAGUGGCGUUGUUGUCCCGGGUACUCUGGUUAUGGCUGUAUGGAGGGACAUCCAGUUUACCAACACCCAAUGAAAAUGAUGCCACCAUUCAAAGGCCCGCCAAUGAAAGGCCCACAGUUCAAGGGCCCACAGUACAAAGGCCCCAUGUUCAAGGGUCCACCUAUCAACACUGUUGUGAAGGCCAACCCUUGGGGCCAACCCAAAGGACCUCCCACCGGCAGUUUUAACCCCUACCCUAUGCGCCACUUUGGGCCUCCGAGCUCCUCCUCCUACCCAGACACUCCCUUCCAGCCUUACGCUCCUCAACCAGAGCCAGAGGCAAUGCCAGAGCACCAGGAACCACAUCAUACUGAGCAUGAGCAAGAGCAUGAACAAGAGCAUGAGCAAGAGCAUGAGCAAGAGCAUGAACAUGAGCUCGAGCAUGACCAUGAGCACAGCCCAGGGCCUGAGGAACACAUACCAGAGGAAAUCCCUCCUCCUCCCUCUGGUGGUGAACACCCUGAGGUUGAGCCGUUAGACAGCGAGACAGAAGACCGGAUAUUUCGAAUGGAGGAGGAUGUACAACGUUUAAACCAGGGCCUGGAGACCUUGAGGGGAACUGUGAAUGGACUGGAAGAUAGUUUACGAGCCUCGCUGAGGGAAGAUGCAAACAGGAUGCUGUCAGCUCUGCUCUCAGCUGCCCCAGGUCCUGUUCCUGCUCCGGCUGUAUCCUCUAGUUCAUCCAUUGUAGGGUUUGUGGAGAUUCCUGGAGAUGAUGCUGCCACAGGGGGUCUUGAUGGCAAACUUGUGUUUCCAGGGCUCACAGAACUGAAUGGAAGAGUAGAGGAGCUCAGGACAGCGCUGCAAGCUAAGACAGAAGAACUGCAGGAACUGAAAGCAACAGUGACGGGACAUGAUGGAGCACUGAAGAAAAUGUCCAACAGAGCAGGAGUGGUAUCAGGCACUGCUGACAACCUUAGGGGAAAUACCCCAGGGGCUUUGGAUAAGUUGAUGGACGCCAAGCUCAGUGAAGCAAGGACUGAAAUUCUUGGUGGAUUUGAGAAACGUGUUGAGAGUGCAGAGGGUCGAUGUCAGGAGAAAGCUGGGGAUGUGCGUCGUCAGUGCCUGAGGGAGCAAGGUGAGAGGCAGGAGCAGAUGGAAGAUGCUCUGGAGGAGAGUACAACAGACUUAAGAACAGAGCUAAGAAAUCUCCAGGAACAGAUCCAUGGUUUAAAGGCUACAGAGGGCUGCACCAGUAGUGUGAGUGGCCUUAUGGAAAGGGUGCAGCAAAUAGAAACAUCAGUGGCAGGCCUCAACCAGUCCCAGGGGCACCUGAGCGUGGCGCUGAGUGGACACAGGGACCACAUAGAGGGAAUGCUUGAAGGACGUCUUGGUUACGUAGAGGACAAACUCAACCUGACUGGGAAGAUUAGAAGUGAUGAGCCUGGAGGGAGGAAUGGUGUCUUCGACAGAGCCACGACAGGACAGGGCCUGGAGUCCAGAAUGGAGGGUAGGAUGAAGGCACUGGAGUACCGUUUACUGACAGCCUUUGAGGAGUUGGGUAAUGCCACUGCUCCUGCACUGCUGGAGGGUCAUGUUGUUCCUGCUCUUGAGACAGAACUCGAGUCCCUACAGGAGAGACUAGAGGUGGAUGUGGACAGACUGCAAAAGCAACUGAGCGGCCUUGAGGGUCUCUGCUCCUCAUCCUGUUCCUCACCUCAAAGCCCAGCUUUCAUCCAGGGAGAUGCCGCUGUACCAAGUGCUAACUUGGCCAAGGAGCAGAAUUUGAAAGAGGUCUUGGAUGUACAAGAUAACCGUUUGAGUAGCCUUAAUGCCACACUACAUAGCAUCCUGAGGCGACUAACCAACAGGGACCAGCAGGAUCAAGCAGAGGGAGGGUAUCCCAUGCAAGGACAGCUCACAAUCCUCAAGUUUAAUGUCCGCUCGGUCAACCGAACCAUGAAAACUCUCCAAGAAUCCCUGGGAACAGUGGCCCAUCAGGUGGAUCAAGCCAACAGCUCCUGGAAUGAGAGAGAGGCUCGUCUAGCCCAGCAGAUAAAGGGCGUGGUCCAGCUGGUUGGUCACCAGGCCUCUAUGCUCGGGGCAGGUGAGCGCAGACUUACUCGUCUUAAAGGUGAGCUGCAGGAGAUGAGGAGACGGCUAGCUGAGGAGGUUCAGGGCUGCCGGAGCACAGCUAUGGGGGUCCAGAAAGAGGUAACUGAGGUUGGAGGGCGUGUUGCCACUGUGGAGGGCCAAUGCAAGGGCCUAAAUUCCCUGGCAGAGGGUCUAGAGAGAAUCAGGGAGGAGUUGGAGGGACAAUCUAGCGAGGUCCUCCUGCAAGUGAACGGGACUCUCUCUAGUCAUGCUCAGCAGCUGUCUGAGCUGAAAGCUGAACUCAGAAACUGCACCUCCAAGGUGGAGCCAACACAACAGACUUUAGAGCUUGAGGCCGAGCUGAAACGAGGAGACACCUUCACUUUAAAUUAG